UUUUCGUUCGCUGCGGCACCGUUUCGUGUUUGCAUGGUAUUACAGAACCGUACACACCUUCGCUCGUUCUAGUCUAAUUUUAGCCACCCACUCGUGCAGUCCGCCAUCUGUAAUCAGCGACUUUUCACAGACGAAAAACCGGAAACUCCACCGCUCAAAUGGCUUCCAUUGACAACGAUCCUCUUUUUACGUCGUUGUGCAGUGCGAAAACCCUCCAGUCCCAGCGGGAAGGCUUUUUCAACGCGUUCUAUCAAACAGUGGCAGAGAACUUCACCGGCAAGAAUGAGCACUGGUUGCGGGAUGUCUUCGCGAAAGUGCCACCUGGCGAUGACUGCGCCAAGCUACAGUUGCUGUACGAUGAUCCGACGGUUUGCUUCGAGGUGCUCGGUACACUGGAACACGUGAAGCCAGUGUUCCGUGGAAAGGACGCCAAGUUCAGCUGGCAGCGGAGGGAGCAAGCGUUGAAGCUACUGCACGAAGGUAAGGCCCAGCAGGCGCUGCUGAUGGCGAGUCAGGCGGUUAUGCGGGCCCCGGCACCGGAUGUGGAUACAUUUGUCGACAAGGGCAAGACGUUGGCCUGUGCACUAUGGACACGAGCCGAGGUUCUGAUCCGGACGCUCGAUGGAAAGCACGCGAUGGUGGAUCUACAGAUGGCUGCCAAAGCGGGCUUUCCGGUGAAGGAAAAUGGAGAAUACUACGCACGGAUGGCCCGCUGUUAUGCAUUGAUGGGGGAAUCGAAAAGGGCGGAAAUUUCGGUGAAACUUUUCCACCAACUCUCCGGUUGUAAUGAUUACGCUCUUGGAAGACUGCGCGAAGAUCUUGAGGAUCUUCGGAUCUUGAAAGCGGAGGAUGCCCUAAUUAAACCUCCGCAAGCGGAGCGGAAGUUUCCGGAGCUCGCUGGCGGCGAGAAUAAAGAAUUUAUUGGUACUUCAGUUAAGCUAACCAUGUGCGGAACUCAGCAAGAUUCGAGCAAGGGGCGUUACCUUGUGGCAGCAGAGGAUUUGCAUCCGGGGGAGGCAGUUGUAGUGGAGCCAGCCAGCGCAGCUUGUUUGUACACAAAAUAUUGCGGAACGUACUGUAAUCUGUGCUUCACUAAGUUAACCGCGCCGAUUGCGUGCCCAGAUUGUAGCGGAGUAGCGUUCUGUUCACCCGAGUGUCGUGAUCGUGCCUGUUCCGGGUACCAUCGUUUCGAGUGUCAAUACCUCGACCUGAUGAUUGGUUCGGGAAUGUCAAUCCUUUGCCACUUGGCUCUCCGAUUGAUCACCCAAGCGGGAAGUCCUGAAAAAGCGAUCGAAGUGGGAACCGAGUUCAGACAAAGUUUGUGUUCCCACUCGGAGUUCCGUGAUCCAGAGGAUUAUUUCCAGCGAGCUUUGAUGGCGGCGUUCCUUUUGAGAUGUUUGCAAAAGGCAGAAUUUUUCGGUCGUCGCAAGACCGAAGCCGCCGAGCCCACUCCAAUUGAAGCCAAAGUAGGAGGUGUUAUCCUGGAAUUACUACAAUCGCUCCAAUUCAAUGCUCAUGAAAUCUACGAAACUAAGAUCUCCGGCGAGCAUCGGAUUGAUUCAGCUAAGGUGAGCUAUAUUGGAGUUGGAAUUUACAAGGCGGCCGCUAUGCUCAAUCACGAGUGUCACCCUGGAGUUUCGCGAACUUUCUUGGGCACAUCUAUCCUGCUGCAUACGAGCCGACCCAUCUCCAAGGGAUCGGUCAUUCCUGAGAACUAUGGCAUGCAUUUCUUGCGCCAUCCGCUACCCGUGCGGCAGAAAAAUCUCCGCUCUCGUUACUGGUUCAAGUGUGACUGUAAAGCCUGCACCGAGGAUUGGCAAUUGAUGGAUAAACUUCCGGAUAGACCGAGGUUACGCUGCCCACAUCCGGGCUGUGACGGAGCGAUCAACUAUCCAGCGAAAGAGGCGAAAGCCAAGUGCUGGAGGUGCAAGCGAAAUGUCAGCUUGGAGACAUCGAUCAGGAUGCUGCGGGAGUGCGAGGAGAUCUACACCGAGGGCGCAAAGUUGAUGGAGAUUUCCCUGAAUCAGGACGAACGUGCGGACGAAGCCAUCAAUUUGCUGAGUAAAGGAAUCGAGCUUUUCUACCAGAUCGCCGUUCCCCCUCACAAACCAACGCACGUGGCCGAGGAAUCCCUGCGAGUUUGUUUCGCUGAUCAAGGUAACGCCUAUCGUGUUUAGGUCAUUUCUUUUGAUAGUAUGAAAAAUACUCACCUCUAGAAAAGACAUUGUUCUCUAUUUCGAAUAA
Messenger RNA from Toxorhynchites rutilus septentrionalis, 2244 nucleotides. It is a transcript of the gene Smyd4-2, whose product is annotated as SET and MYND domain-containing protein 4. The coding region runs from base 159 to 2177 and encodes 672 amino acids. The record is from RefSeq and is a predicted model, not a curated record. The transcript is spliced from 5 exons. Gene Ontology annotation, molecular function: protein binding. NCBI's taxonomy places the organism in Eukaryota, Metazoa, Arthropoda, Insecta, Diptera, Culicidae.